This is a messenger RNA of Xyrichtys novacula (pearly razorfish), 1014 nucleotides long. The record is from the annotation of a GenBank genome assembly. Lineage: Eukaryota; Metazoa; Chordata; Actinopteri; Labriformes; Labridae.
AUGAGCUCGAGUGAAUCCCAGCGGAGACGUACAGCUGACCCCUGCAUGGAGGAGGAUGCACCAGAGGACCUCUCCUCCCUCAGUGAAUCACUCUCCUCCUUAGUCUCCUUCUCGUCUCCUUUCUUUAAACACUUUGAGCGUAAAACUGAGCUUCUCUCCUAUCUGAUCCUGUGCAUUGCCAAAAUGCCGUUCAUCCCACCUGUGUCGAUCGCUCGAUCCGUGUCAGGACUGACCAACAGGGAGAAACACAUCAACAACUCUUUGUCUGCACCGACUUUAGGAAAAGCGAAGCUCCAAAGAGAGGACAAAGGCAACUCGGUGAAGGAGAGACUGACUUCAAACUUGAAGCAGCUGGGGAAGAAGAGUCAACCCAGGAGUCAUCUGCAAACAUCCAAAGGUUUGUCAGGAGCAGAGCUGCACACCAAGAGAAGAGACCGACUGUUCCCUUCAUCGCAGACGGACAGUGUCCCCGGCUCCAGCUCAGGGGAGUCCCUCUCUAAACCACAGCAGCACAGACACACCAGCCAGAGCUCUUUAAAGAGUGAACCAGAGGUGAAGACCAGAGUGAGGCACCAGGAGGAGGCCCGCUUCACCCUGACCCUCACACCCGAGGCCGUCCUGCUGCUGCAGAGGAGGAACAGCGAGAGACGUCAACAUUCGGCCUCAAGAAACACUGCCAGUGUUUCUGGGAGCGCUUCAGAGACGAGGCGCAGGAGGGAGAACGUCUCCAAGAGGCAUCAGCAGACCACGCAGAGACACUCCGCCCAGAACAACGGCGUGGAAACUAAACACAACUGUGAUGCUGAGCUGGCGGACAUCAGCUCGUUUGUGAAAAUCUCACUGCUGAACGAGAAACACAAGUACGAUGAUGUGGAGUACGAGGACGAGGACGACUACGGUGUGGAUGAGCGGGUGGUGCUGAAGUGUACAGAGUGGCUCCGUGGGCUGGAGAACUCACCUGUGACAGUGGGGAACAGUCUGAGUAAGAGCGCAGGUGGGGUGAAGAGUUUCUGA